CCCCCCCCCGCCCCUCGCUCGCUCCGCCGGGGAGGGGGUCGCCAUGGAUUGCACGAGCGGGGGCUGCGGGGGCGGCGGCGGCGGCGGCGGCGACCCCCGUCCGCUGGAGGAGAGCAAGCCGCUGCUGGGCGAAGCGCCCGAAGGGACCAAGAGCGGGGCCGCCCCGUGCCGGCGAGGCGUCCACUGCAGCGGCAUGAGGUACAAGCUGCUCCAGGAAGGGGACAUUCAGGUGUGCGUCGUGCGGCACCCGCGGACUUUCCUGAGCAAGAUCCUCACCUCCAAAUUCCUGCGUCGGUGGGAGCCGCAUCACCUGGCCCUCACCGACCACAGCCUGGCCUCCGCGACGCCAACUGGGUACAUGGAAAGCUCCAUUUCCUACAGUUCAAUUGAAGAUACUCAGUUGCUCUCUUGGGAAAACGCCCCAAAGUAUUGUUUACAGCUCACAAUUCCUGGAGGGACAGUCCUGCUGCAGGCUGCAAACAGUUACCUGAGAGACCAGUGGUUCCAUUCCUUGCAGUGGAAGAAAAAGAUCUACAAGUACAAGAAAGUGCUGAGUAAUCCAAGCCGCUUAGAGGUGGUCUUGAAAGAAAUCCGGACUUUGGUGGAUAUGGCAUUAACUUCCCCUUUGCAGGAUGAAUCCAUCCAUCAAGCCCCUUUAGAAAUAGUUUCCAAGUUGCUUUCGGAGGCGACCAAUUUAACUACUCAAGAGCAUGAAAAUAUUAUUGUGGCACUUGCUCCGUUGCUGGAAAACAACCACCCACCACCUGACUUGUGUGAAUUCUUCUGCAAGCAUUGCCGAGAACGCCCUCGAUCUAUGGUGGUCAUAGAAGUAUUCACUCCAGUGGUACAGAGGAUCCUAAAACAUAACAUGGAUUUUGGUAAAUGUCCUCGGUUGCGGCUCUUUACUCAGGAGUAUAUUCUGGCCUUGAAUGAACUGAAUGCAGGCAUGGAAGUGGUAAAGAAAUUUAUCCACAGUAUGCACGGCCCAACCGGCCAGUGUCCACAUCCCCGGGUCCUUCCGAAUCUCGUUGCCGUCUGUCUAGCAGCCAUUUAUUCUUGCUAUGAAGAAUUCAUCAACAGCCGGGACAAUUCUCCAAGCCUGAAGGAAAUUCGGAAUGGCUGCCAGCAGCCUUGCGACCGCAAGCCCAACCUGCCUCUUCGUCUUCUCCACACCAGCCCUGACCUGAUGUCCCGGGAGGCUACACUGGCUGAAUCCCGCCUCAAGUCAGUCAUUGUCACGUCCAAUGAGAUCCACGUUGAGGUGGAACGCAACAACAUGGCUAACCAGAAGAUGACCGCCAGCGUUGGCAACGACAGCGAGCCCAACCUGAUUGACUGUUUGAUGGUCAGCCCCACUUGCAGUAGCAUUAGCAUCGAACUCAGUGCUCAGGCGGACCGUAUCCUCGGCUGCUAUGUGGAAAUACUCAAGAUGCUGUCAGAUUACGAAGAUUGGAGACCGGCUCUGGCCAGUUUGCUCCAGCCCAUCCCAUUCCCCAAAGAAGCUCUGGCACACGAGAAGUUCACAAAGGAGCUGAAGUACGUCAUUCAAAGAUUUGCAGAAGACCCAAGACAAGAAGUCCAUUCCUGUUUGCUGAGCGUGCGGGCCGGCAAGGACGGCUGGUUCCAGCUCUACAGCCCCGGUGGCGUGGCAUGUGAUGAUGAUGGGGAACUGUUUGCCAGUAUGGUCCACAUUUUAAUGGGCUCCUGCUACAAGACAAAAAAGUUUCUGCUUUCAUUGGCUGAGAACAAACUGGGGCCUUGCAUGUUGCUGGCACUGAGAGGCAAUCAAACCAUGGUGGAGAUCCUGUGCUUGAUGCUGGAGUACAACAUCAUUGAGAACAAGGACACACAGCUUCAGAUCAUCUCAACCCUUGAGAGCACUGAUGUGGGGAAGAAAAUGUACGAGCAGCUUUGUGACCGGCAGAGGGAACUCAAAGAGCUGCAAAGGAAAGGAGGCCCCACCAGGCUAACACUGCCAUCAAAAUCCACGGAUGCGGACUUGGCUCGUCUCUUAAGCUCGGGCUCUUUUGGAAAUCUGGAGAACCUCAGCCUGGCCUUUACCAACGUCACAAGUGCCUGUGCAGAGCAUCUAAUUAAACUGCCUUCACUCAAGCAGCUGAACCUGUGGUCCACUCAGUUUGGGGAUGCAGGUUUACGGCUCCUCUCUGAACACCUCACAAUGCUUCAAGUGCUCAACUUGUGUGAAACGCCCGUUACCGAUGCUGGCUUGCUGGCCCUGAGCUCCAUGAAAAGCCUCUGUAGUUUAAACAUGAACAGCACCAAGCUCUCAGCAGAUACCUACGAAGACCUCAAGGCUAAAUUGCCCAAUUUGAAGGAAGUGGACGUCCGCUAUACUGAAGCUUGGUGAAGAAAAAAAAAAUCCCCCGUGGCGCAUUUGUAGAAAUUUUUUUUUCUUUUUGACAGGGAGAGAAGAGAAUGAUUUCUAAACCAUAAAAAAAAAAAGCAGAGAACUUAGACUUUUGGCAUUUGCCUCUAGAGAGCAGGUUUCUGAGGACAUCCAUAUUUUUAGGUGCUCCGUGUGUGAAAUAGUGAAGUAUGAUAUAUUUUUUUUUUCCUUUUUCCGGGUGGAAAUUCACACACCAGACCUAAUUCUUUCAGCUUCGUACUCUCGAAUUCAACAUUGUUUAAAUUAAGGGGCAGAAGUGAAGAAGGCAAGACUGAAUAGCCGGAAUAAGAUUUUGGGGUGGGGCGGUUUAGGGGAACGGGGAGGGUCAUCUCUCGGUUCUGGUUUGCUCUCUCUUUUUUUUUUGUACUUUUUUAAAAUUGUGUGUCAAUAUUUUUUUUUUUGUACACAAGAACAUGCACCGUGUUUUUUUUUCCGGUUUUCUUUUAACCUUGGCCUUUUCUGUAGAUGCUUUCCCAUAUCUUUUGUUCUUCAGCGAGAAAUAGAAAGGAAAAACGAAAAAGAAGAAGAACAUAGGCGGAAAAUCAAGAGAAGAAACAUUAGCAACAGCUCAUCCAAUUUCUUUCCUCCCCUUGUUUGUUCGUUCGUUUGGUCCUUUCAAUCCUUAUGCAAAGUGAUGUUCUUUGUAAAUACAAUUUACAUAAUACGCCUAUUUAAAAGAAAAAAGAAAAAAGGAAGAAAGUUCAGAAAGAACAGGUCUGGGACCUGUCUUUUAUUUAUGACUUGUUAAUUCAUUGUUUGUUUCAUUAUUUUUGUUUUGUUUCGCGAAGAGUACGGUGUAAACAACUUUGGCGUCUUUUGGUUGUUGUUGUUGCGCUUAAAAAGGCAGACCAAAAGAGAAUUGCCCCUCCUGUAUUCUGUAUUAUAUACAUCCUUGGUCCAGCCCAUCUUAACUUUUUUUUUUGUUGUUUAUAUAUGCCUCGAGUUCUUUCGACCAGGGGAAAAGAAUAUACUUGCAUAGAUGUGCAUAUAUCUGUGUGUGUAUGUGUAUAGACAACACACACACACACACACACACAUAUGCAUAUACACACAUAUAAGAGAACACUGGGUGGGCUGUUGGGAAUAAAUUUUUGAAUUCCUAAAGCCGCAUUUUCAGAUUAUGCUAGAUGUAGGAAUUAGGACGGGUAAUUAUACCACUUCUGUUUAUAUAUAUAUGAUUGUUUCUAAGGGUAGGGAAAAUGCUUAGGUUUUUACCUGGGAGUGAAGAUUGAGCGGUCAAUCGUUUGAGUUAGGAUUUGCCAAGGUUUGGUUUCUGUUUUAUGUCCAAAAUUUCAAGGGCAAAUUUCACCUUUCCGUGCAUCCCCUUUUAGGGAGGUGUUUUCCACUGGUUCUCUCCUCAACUAUUGGCUCGUGUUUCAUGGAAACGCUCCUGCCAUAUUGGUCUACAGCUGGCCAUCAGCCCCGUAGAAAAUUCUAGAAGCUGCUAGGCCUAUUGGGCUACAGGGAGAGGAAGGUUAGUUCAGAAUCAAUGUGGCCUUUUAACAUCCAGAGAUGGGCACUGAAUUGUCUUUCCUGUGUUCAGUUUCUCAGAGCCUCUGGUGAUUUCGCGAUGAAGGCACCGGGCUAGAGAUCAGGAGAUGGUGAAUAGAAUAGAAUAAUAGAGUUGGAAGGGACCUUGGAGGUCUUCUAGUCCAACCCCCUGCCUAGGCAGGAAACCCUACACCACUUCAGACGAAUGGUUAUCCAAUAUCUUUUAAAAAACUUCCAGUGUUGGAGCAUUCACGACUUCUGGAGACAAGUUGUUCCACUGAUUAAUUGUUCUAACGGUCAGGAAAUGUCUCCUUAGUUCUAGUUCCAUCUCAGAUAUGAGAGCCAGCUGGGCGAUUUUGGGCUAGACCUUUUCUCUCAGCUCAGCCUACCUCCCAGGGUUGUUAUUUUUGGAGAAAAAAGAGGAGGAAGGAGUAUUAAGUACGUUCGCCGGAUUAAGACGGGAUAAAAAUCUAAUGAAUAAAUAAAUAAAUCCCCCUGAAAGUAUGACCACUAUCUUAACUUUUCUUCAUCCUCCUAUGCGAUUAUUCAGAUACGUGAUAAAAGUUUUUUUUUUUAAGUGUUUUCUUUUAAAAAUACGCUUUUGGUUUUAUUUUAUUUUUCCAUGCUAGGCUUUCUUUCAAUGAAACAGUCGCUUCAAUCCUUGGGUUGUUGUUUUUUUAAAUAAUAAUAAUAAGGCAAAGGUUUUGUCUUAUGUUCCUUUUCAAAGUUAAUGCAGGUAAAUAUAAAUAUUCAGUUCUUUUGGCGAUGUAAGAGAUUUUAAAAAACCAGGUAUGCUUAUAAACACACACACAGGUGCGCAUAAAUAAAUAAAUAAAUAAAAAUCUUUGGUUUUUUUUCCUCUUGAAUGUGGUUGGAUCAUUCCACAUUUCAAAUCCCUUGUAUUUCUGAACUCUCUGUUUUUAUAACCAUAUCAACAACAACAAAAAACCCACCAUUGGUUCGAGUCUUAAUUCGUAUGUUGUGCCACAAAUGUUUCAGGGUGAUGUUCAUUGUUUGAAUUUUUUGGCCGGGGGGGGGGGGGGGGGGGAAUGGGACGACAGGUGUGUUUAGUCAAGAUUGUGCCCCCCUCACUUUUUGUAUGGGUCCCAGGCACCUAAAAUAAAAAAAAGCUUGAGUGGUUCAAUUGUGCAGCCAUCUUGAUUUCUUUUCUUCUUUUUUAACACAGACACAACCCCACAAAUGCUCCUGUUUCUGCCUUAUACCCCUUAAUCCUGUUCGAUAAAACUCAGUGAGGGGAAGAAAGAGACAAAAAAAAAACCAACAACUAAUGCCAACAUUUUAUCCUUAGCUGCUUUUACUGAUGGAUUGCUACUACUGUUCUGUAGCCAUGUUUAAAAGAGAAAAU
Pseudonaja textilis is the source of this 5264-nucleotide messenger RNA. It is a transcript of the gene CMIP, whose product is annotated as c-Maf inducing protein. The record is from RefSeq and is a predicted model, not a curated record. NCBI's taxonomy places the organism in Eukaryota, Metazoa, Chordata, Lepidosauria, Squamata, Elapidae. Gene Ontology annotation, cellular component: nucleoplasm; cytosol.